This is a messenger RNA of Guyanagaster necrorhizus, 1413 nucleotides long. Its product is annotated as N2227-domain-containing protein. Bases 1 to 1413 code for a protein of 470 amino acids. Gene Ontology annotation, molecular function: S-adenosylmethionine-dependent methyltransferase activity. NCBI's taxonomy places the organism in Eukaryota, Fungi, Basidiomycota, Agaricomycetes, Agaricales, Physalacriaceae. The transcript is spliced from 11 exons. The record is from RefSeq and is a predicted model, not a curated record.
AUGACUCCAAAUAUUUCAGACGUCGAAGAAGAAAGACGUCAUUUUUCCAAUGUCAUAGCGACAUUUCGGAAGUAUACUCAAUAUUCGCUAACAGCAAAUAACAGACGUAGAAGGGACCUUUUUACUCUUCCAAAGGCUGAUCAGGAUCUUCUCGCUUCAUUGGGGUACAAAGAAAAAUUAAACCUUGUCGACGAUGCCAUUUUAGCAAAUGCCGCGUUCCUCAACCUAAUCGUCGCCAAUCCAGAGAUAUUCGGGCACGAUGUGGAUGAUGAAGACAGUGCUGUAACGUCUCCGGAACCAGUAGGUCAUUCACAUUCACACGACACAGAACAUGUACAUUCGCACUCGCACUCGCACUCACAUGGUUCCCAUAGCGGCUUCCAUUCUAGUCCGCAGUCAUAUAAGCCGUCGGAUUUCGAUAUGGAUAAGCUAAGGAGCACCCUUAAGCAGUUUGUGCGCGAUUGGAGCGAAGAGGGCAAGGAAGAACGAGAGGCGUGCUAUGGUCCCAUGAAAGACGCGUUGCUAAACCAUUACGCCAGCUCCUCGGACGAAGAAAGGAAGAAGCUGCGGGUUCUUAUUCCUGGCGCGGGGUUGGGCCGACUUGCCUAUGAUGUUGCCAAGUUAGCUCAGCCGUUCCUAGGCUUCGCAUGUCAGGGCAAUGAAUUCUCUCACUACAUGCUCCUGGCGUCAUUCUUUAUUCUCAACAGGACGGAUGAGAUCAAAAAGUACACCAUAUAUCCAUACGUGCACUCCUUCUCUAACAUCUACUCCCGAUCAACGAUUUUGCGCGCUAUAUCGAUACCUGACGUGCUCCCAUCCGACCUUCCGCCGGGUUCUGACUUCUCGCUCGUCGCAGGGGACUUUGAAGAAAUAUACGGCAGUGAGGACGAUGGAGGUGAAGAGCCACAUUCGGGACAAUGGAACGCGAUCUUGACAUGUUUCUUUAUUGAUACGUAUGCGAUGCUGGCAAUUGUUGUACACCAAUCGGAAUGCCUCGAAAUUGUUCUGGAUCCAAUAGCACAUUUCUCGGGCUUGCCUGACAUGGUAACACCGAUUGACCGCUGGAGAUCGAAAGAUCAAAAUUCUGCCAAAAAUAUAGUAAACUAUUUGCGUAUCAUCCAUCGUAUUCUAGCUCCAGGAGGCGUGUGGAUAAACCUUGGACCGCUGUUGUGGCAUUUCGAGAACAACAACACUAAUGACCCGUCAGUCGAGCUUGACCUAGAAGAGGUCAAAGCGUUGGCCCGUACUAUCGGAUUUGAACUCAGGGUUAAGCAGCUUGUGCUAUCAUUUAUUCGCGUUUACUCAGAUUUCGAGCAGAACGAGAGCACCGUGGACACGACGUACACGAAUAACUCUGAAGGAAUGCUUGGCUACAUAUAUCAUGCCGCGUUUUGGACUGCCACAAAGAUAUAA